Scaptodrosophila lebanonensis is the source of this 5547-nucleotide messenger RNA. Its product is annotated as ankyrin repeat domain-containing protein 50-like. Gene Ontology annotation, molecular function: protein binding. The transcript is spliced from 7 exons. Lineage: Eukaryota; Metazoa; Arthropoda; Insecta; Diptera; Drosophilidae. The record is from RefSeq and is a predicted model, not a curated record. The annotation marks the transcript as partial.
AAUCAGCAGUUAGAGGAUCGAAGAAUACUGAACUUUCUCAAGGAUACAUCACAGCUGCACAAAAAGCUGGAAGUAAGUGGCGGACGCGAUUGCCCCAAUGCCAGCUUUUCGAAUCUGGCGCGUGAAGAACACUUUGCGAAUCUGGUGCACCAAAACUUUCCUCUAGAACUGGCCCAAGCAAAUGGAGGGGACAAUGGCUUAAUUACUGCCAAUAGCUCAGCCCCCGAGGAGGAUGGUAUAGAAUGCUUGGGUGCCGUUGGUAAAUCCCAGCCAGCUGCAGCAGAUACCGAUGAAAAUUUGGAGGCUAUGAUGCAGCGAAAGUUGUCGCUAGACAAGGAAGUAAAUGGUCUUGUGGUACCUUUGGAGCAACCUUUGCAGGCAAGCAAUCGGAUUGUAAGUCCGGUUUACAUUCAUCGCGAGUGGGUGCUAAAAAAAAUUGCGCUCUGCCUGGAGCAACGCACAGCUGGAAAAAAGGCAAUGCCGGGACUCCUAGGAGCUGCUAAAGGUGAGGCGCUGGGCGCCAGUGGUAGCAGCUAUGUCUCGGCACGUGCCAAAGCAGCCGCCAUUUCGACGUCCAGCUACAAUGGUUGCUUGGUAAUGGGAUCAAACGGCUCUGGCAAGACCUCUAUAUGCCAGGCUAUUAUGAAAGGAAAUUCCGGCACAAAAGGCAUACUGAAUCGAAAACUGCUGGCGUGCUAUCUUAUAGAAUCCCAGAAUCCCGAAUGUCACAGCCUAUCACUCUUCAUACGCAAGGUUGUGCUGCAGUUGCUAAGCCAUGCGUCGCUGAUUAACAAGGAUGAGAGCCAGAAAAUCAUCGAUGAGGGCUUCUCAUUUUUGCAGGAAGAGGUGCAGCAACAGGAGUCUAAGCUGGACGAGGCCAUGCACAAUAUAACGCUGGCCGAGAAUGCAGAGGAUCUUCUAAUCGAAGAGCUAAAGCGGGGUGCCAGCGAAUUGGAUACGAAAGAGCUCGAUAAUUUUCAAGCUAGACGCACGUCGACAUCCAACAAGCAAAAGUCUAGUCUAACACGACAGCAAUCGGAGCCGGCGCCAGCAGCAACCGUAGAGGAGUCGGUAGAGAAUUUGGAUAAGGCUAACAACUAUGGAACGCAUCCACCCAAGCGCGGGCAUAAGGAGCGUGAAGAGCAGGACAAGGAUAAGGGUAGUGAGAAGGAGCAGAAACAGGCUCUGGAAAAAGAAACACCCUCACAAUCGGCUAAGAGUAGUCCAAGUGGCAAAUCCAAAUCCAAAAUUCCUGUCAAAAGAGGACGCAGCAGCGGUCUAUCUUUCCCGGCCAAGGUGAUCACUACGACCGCAAUUACUUCCAAUGGUCAAGCUAUACAGCAGGGCGGCGGCGAGGAUAUUGCCGAAAUGGUUAGUGAACAGCUUAAAAGCGAAAUAGAAGCGGCCAUCAAUGAAGAUGAAGACAAAGAAGCCGAAAUGGCAACGAAAGACAAUGAAGAUCAACCCGAGGCUGAUAAAGAUUUUGCCGAGAAACAAACAUCGAAUGAAGAGGAAGCAAAGAAGGAGGCUAUAGGUAACAACGAAUCACAGGAGGAUACCGAACUAAGUUUGGAAAAACCCAUUCCCCGGGAGACACAGGCCCUUAGCUCACCCAAGCACGAUGCCUUACCGCCAACGCCUGGCCAGAAACCACGCAUCCAUACCAAUACCCUUCCCCCGCCUUUGCCGAAGACAAAAAGUUGUCGCACUGUCAUCGCUGAUGGCUAUUAUGAGCUAUUGCUUUCGAACCCUGAGAUACUACAAUGCUUAAGUGUUGAUAACAUUGAGAAAAAUACAGACGAGUGCUUCAAGAAGACUCUCCUAUUUCCAUUGCUGGAGCUAACACCACCAAAGACAGCCCUUCUCCUACUGAUCGAUUCCAUAGACGAAAACUACAUAAACGAGGGAAACUUAAUAACGACAUUAAAGGGUGGACGUGGUACAGCCACCAACCACAAGAGUCGCAACGUUGCCGAACUACUCUCCAAUCACAUUCACCUCUUUCCCAAGUGGCUUUUCCUGGUCUGCACCACCAAGAAGCAAACCAAACAGAUUACCAAAAUGUUUACUGGCUUUAAAAAGAUCACGCUGGAUGAUCUGCGUAAGUCUCAUGUGGUUAAGGAUGUGCAGGAGUACAUUAUAAAUCGACUAAACUCAGACUUUAAGGACAGCAUCAUGCUGACCAAGGAGAUCAUUGAGUCAUUGCAUCAACUCUACAUUAAAUCCAACGGUUCUAUUCUUUAUUUGGAGAAGGUGCUGAAUGGCAUCAAAGAGAACUUCUUUAGCUUCCGCGAAAUUAAACUAAUUCCAUGCACCCUUAAUGGACUGUACCUUUACAUUUGUCAGAAGUCCUUUAACAAGAAGCAGUACAUGAAAAUACGACCUGUGCUCAAUAUCCUUCUUGCCUCCUCUGGUUACGUAGACAAGCUGUUUCUCUUCAACUGCUUACGCACCCAUAACUAUACCAUUGACUGUGCAGAGUUCGAAAAACGACUCCAGUUAAUGCGCAACAUCCUUGCAUAUGACUCUAACGCUCAGCGUUUGAAGAUCUUUCACAAUUCCUUCUCCGACUGGCUGGUGGAUGUAAAAUUUGCCACAAAGAAGUUCAUUUGUGAUGUCAAUGAGGGGCAUGUUAUGAUCUCUAUGUACUAUUUGCUUGUGGCAGAUACACUCUGCGCCAACAGCGUACGGCGUUUUUUGAACAGUCGCAAUGUGGACCUGGACUUGAUACUUAUUCUGCUGGAAUCGCGCGUUAAUCUCAGCGACUGUUUCUACACAAAUCACUUGAAUUGUUGUGCUUCGUGUGAGCACGAUUUUAAGUAUGACCCCAACUUUCUGGCAAAGACCCGAUCGAUGGUUGAAAAGUUUUUAACCAAUGACUUGAGCGAUGAGUUUUCGCAGUUCUUGUACGACUUUUUUAAACCUAGCUUACCUACUGACGCGAAGACACUGAAGCUGCUUAUUGAGACGGGCAUCAACAAUGCUGAGACCCAAAAUUCGUGCGAAUCGUCACUUAUGUCACCGGAACUAUCGGACAAGUCGCAGAACAUUGAUUUUGAACUUGCUGACUUGCUGCUCUCCAGUGAGAAAUCGUGCAUUCUGGAAACUCAACGCGCCACUAGUCCCUUGGAGAAGAGUGAGCCACAUCAUGAAAGUCAAGAUGAAAAUGCUUCGAGUACACUUCAUCAGCUAUCCGACUCCAAUCACAUUGAACUUCACAAGGGCAAGGCACUCAUCCACAUCCUGGCCAACGAUGGCAAUCAUCAGCUGCUAGAGCGCGCGCUGAACGUCUGCAAGAGUCCCAUCGAUUUAGAGAUCGAGGAUUAUAAUGGACAGACAGCACUUAACAUAGCCGCUCGCAAUGGUCAUUUGGAGAUUGUUAAGCUUUUACUAAGUUUUGCGCAACCCUGUAACGAUGGCACGGGACGCAUGAAACGUGUCGAUGUUAAUCAUGCCGAUAGGGAUGGAUGGACUCCUUUACGCUCGGCUUCCUGGGGUGGUCAUACGGAGGUAGUUAAGUUGCUUAUCGCGCAACCCGCGUGCAAGAUAGAUCUUGCCGACAAGGAAGGACGCACAGCGUUACGAGCAGCUGCGUGGAGUGGCCACGAAGAUAUACUUAAAAUACUUAUCGAGUCGGGCGCCGAUGUAAAUUCGGUAGACCGACAAGGUCGCACCUCGCUCAUUGCUGCUUCCUACAUGGGACAUUACGAUAUUGUUGAGAUUCUGCUUGAUAAUGGCGCAAAUGUGAAUCACGGUGCAGACCCCGAUCUGGCCGAUUUCAUGGGUCGUACGCCACUCUGGGCUGCGUGUACGGCUGGCCAUGCCAACGUUGUGAAGCUACUGUUGUUCUGGGGCUGCGGCAUCGACUGCAUGGACUCCGAGGGGCGCACAGUACUGAGCAUUGCUGCCGCGCAGGGAAAUGUAGAAACAGUUCGUCAAUUGCUGGAUCGCGGCCUCGAUGAGACCCAUCGAGACAAUGCAGGCUGGACGCCACUGCACUAUGCUGCUUUCGAAGGUUUCCAUGAGGUGUGCGUGCAGUUGCUGGAGUCAGGGGCCAAGAUAGACGAGUGCGACAACGAGGGCCAGACGGCUCUACAUCUAGCUGCCCAAGAGGGUCGACUGCGUUGUGUGCAGGUGCUGCUCGACAUACACUCGACAUUUGUGGAUCAAAAGGCGCACGAUGGUAAGACAGCCUUCCGAUUGGCCUGUCUCGAAGGUCAUCUGGAGACAGUAGAGUUUCUGCUCAAGUUUUGUUGCGAUGUGAACUCGAAAGAUGCGGACUCGCGCACUACCCUCUACAUAUUAGCUCUAGAGAACAAGCUGGAUAUUGUAAAGUACCUGCUGGACAUGACUAAUGUGGAUGUUAAUAUACCGGACAGCUCGGGACGCACGACUUUGCAUGUGGCUGCCUGGCAAGGACAUGUCGACAUGGUCAAUUUGCUCAUCACUCUGGGCAAUGCAGACGUCAAUUCCAUGGAUCUGGAGGCACGUACGCCUUUGCACUCAUGCGCCUGGCAGGGCAACCAUGAUGUCAUGAAUAUUCUACUCUACUUUGGUACGGUUGCCGAUCAUGCCUGCAAGCAAGGUGCUACUGCGCUCGGCAUUUCCGCACAAGAGGGUCAUGAGAAGUGUGUUAUCGCGCUGCUUCAGUAUGGAGCCAAUCCCUACAAGUCCGACCAUUGCGGUCGUACGCCCAUCAAGCUGGCCGCUAAGUCGAGUCGCACCAGCAUCCUUAAGAUCUUCGAAAACUAUACCAAAAAUGAAGCUAAUAAUCCCAUCGAAUCGAAAUUCCAUCCCUGCAUGUUGCGCUCACCUGACCAGCCACCCGCUUUACCCUUGCACCAAAACCUCGCACUGCAACCCGUGCCGUAUCCGGCUCAUGCCUCUGCCUCAUCCGUUUGCUCGGCGGCCACCACAGCCACCGUACACAACGGCAACAAUCUGCAGGCUCUCAACGCGUCCACCUCGACGCACAGCUCCAACAACUUCUACCAAAACACCAUGCAAUCGGAUGCGAGCAGCUUGCAUAAACGCAAGAGCGUCAUUUCUAGUCAAUCGACGGGCAGCAGCAAUGAUCAAGCGCCCCUCACCUUCACACAGCAAUUGCAGCGUCAAAGCAAACUCAGCUCACGCAAUAAUCCCUUCGUGCAGAACGCACCGAUGGUCAGCUCGAAGCAUGGAGGCGCUGCAUCCUCAACGUCGGCAGCAUCAACAUCGGGCCACAAGUCAGGAGGAGUCUCACAUCAGCGUCACUCCCAAGUAUUGCCCGAUCUCAGCGAACAUCAGUUGGCGAGCAACAUGACGAACGAUGCGGAUUUGUAUGACAUGGAGUGCAUGUCGCCGCUCUAUGCUACGCCCACGCACUCGCCUAGCAGCGAGUUGAGCUCGCCAGGUCAGCUGCCGGCACUGAAUGCCUUUGUGGAUGAUGAGAGGGCGGGUGCAAGUGGCGGCAAGCCUGCCUUGCCCGAUAAUCAUUUUGCACGCGACAUUCACAUGCGCAUUAUCCUGGGAAACUUGAAGGAGAACCAGCCCAGUUCAUCCAGGUAG